AUGACCUCCAAAACCAACACCGCGGCUAAAAAUGAAGCCGACAGAGUCAAGGACAUGGAACCUCAGAUCUUCGAGGACGAGAACCCAGAGAAGCCCAUUCCAAGGAACACUGGCAAAAUCGAUUACUCUGGUGCUCAGGAGAAGACCGACCCCAAGGAGAUUGCUCUUGUGAAGAAGUUGGACAGAUGGAUCAUGCCGAUGUUAUGGUCCAUGUAUUGGCUCAAUUACCUUGACCGCAAUGCUAUUGCACUUGCCCGUCUAAAUGACCUUGAAGAGGACCUCAACUUGACUGGUUCUCAGUACCAGACCUGUGUUUCGAUUCUCUUCGUCGGUUACAUCUUAGGACAAAUCCCUUCGAACAUGUUCCUUACUCGAACCCGGCCUAGCCGUUACAUGGGAACCAUGAUGAUGCUCUGGGCUGUUGUCAGCGCUCUCACUGCCGUUUCGAAGGACUUUACUGGACUUCUCCUCACCCGAUUCUUUCUCGGAGUCACAGAAGCUCCAUACUAUCCCGGCGCUGUCUACUUGCUUAGUAUCUUCUACACCCGAAAAGAGGUUGCUACACGUAUUGCCAUCCUCUAUACCGGAAACAUUCUCGCCACUGCUUUCGCCGGCCUGAUUGCAGCAGGAAUAUUCCACGGCAUGGAUGACCUCGCUGGCAUUGCAGGCUGGAAAUGGUUGUUCAUCCUCCAGGGUGCCGUGACAUUCGUCAUUGCUGUCAUCGGCUUCUUCCUACUCCCCGAUUUCCCCCAGACCACCAAGUGGUUGACACAGGAAGAGCGCGACCUCGCCUACAACCGCAUGGAACUCGACACCGUUGCCAACAAGGGCGAGACCAGCACGUGGAACGGUCUUCGUCAAGCCGCCAAGGACCCCAUGGUGUGGAUCUUUUGCGCGAUGGCCCACAUGCAUCUGGCUGCCAACGGAUUCAAAAACUUUUUCCCGAGCGUUGUCAAGACCCUCGGAUUCAACACGACUAUCACGCUCGUACUCACCUGUCCGCCUUACCUCAUCGCUGGUGCGGUCACCAUUGCCGUAUCUUGGUCAUCUGGCAAGUUCAAUGAACGUACAUGGCAUAUUACCGCGUCCAAGGCCGUCGCGGUUGUCGGUUUUAUCUCGGCCACUGCCACAAUGAAUCUGGCCGGUCGAUACGUCUCAAUGGUGAUCUUCACCAUUGGCACAUAUGGAGUCAAUUCGUUGAUCCUUGGUUGGUGCGGCAGUGUCUGUGGUCAAACCAAGGAGAAGAAAGCAGUGGCCAUCUCGAUGGUAACAAUGAUCAUGAACAUCAGCUUUAUUUGGACGCCUUACCUCUGGCCCAGUAGCGACGAGCCUCGCUACGUCAUCGCCAUGUCAAGUAGCGCCGCGUUCAGCAUUGCGACUGCUUUGCUGGCAUGGCUGGCGAAGAUUCUCUUGAAGAAGCGCAACGAGAAGCUGAGGGCUUCACCGGACGAGACCGCUGUCUUUUACGUCUACUAA
This is a messenger RNA of Colletotrichum godetiae, 1476 nucleotides long. Its product is annotated as major facilitator superfamily transporter. Gene Ontology annotation, molecular function: transmembrane transporter activity. Gene Ontology annotation, cellular component: membrane. The record is from RefSeq and is a predicted model, not a curated record. The transcript has 8 exons. NCBI's taxonomy places the organism in Eukaryota, Fungi, Ascomycota, Sordariomycetes, Glomerellales, Glomerellaceae. Bases 1 to 1476 code for a protein of 491 amino acids. Gene Ontology annotation, biological process: transmembrane transport.